This is a messenger RNA of Nilaparvata lugens (brown planthopper), 6900 nucleotides long. RefSeq names its product regulatory-associated protein of mTOR. Gene Ontology annotation, molecular function: protein binding; protein-macromolecule adaptor activity. The record is from RefSeq and is a predicted model, not a curated record. Gene Ontology annotation, cellular component: TORC1 complex; cytoplasm. Gene Ontology annotation, biological process: TORC1 signaling; cellular response to amino acid stimulus; positive regulation of protein serine/threonine kinase activity. Lineage: Eukaryota; Metazoa; Arthropoda; Insecta; Hemiptera; Delphacidae.
CCCAACAAGCAACAACCGAAGUGCUUGGUUAUCUUAUCGAAUCGACGACAUGAAGUCUGCAUGUUUAGGUAUAAUUGCGCACAAUAGGAAUUUACAAAUUUCAAUUGUCAUAGUUUACUGAAACCACUUACAAUCAUAAUCCAAGCUUUUGUAGUCAGGAAAUGUGGAUUAUUUGUCAAAAUUGUGAGCUCUAUUGUGCUUUAACAUGACUGCCAACAACGUUUCAUUCAUCAGACCACCUCAUGAUGCAAACGGUGAGGAAGGUUCUGAAUUAGGGGAUUGGCAGCUACCAUUGUGUUUUCAAGAAAAAAGACACACAGAACCAAUCGAGGGAGCUACUACAAUAACUCAAACAUGGCGUAUGAAAGAAAGGAUGAAAACAGUGAGCGUAGCGCUGGUGCUAUGUCUGAACGUGGGCGUAGAUCCGCCGGACGUUGUGAAGACUCAGCCGUGUGCACGCCUCGAGUGCUGGAUAGACCCGCUGUCAAUGAGUCCACAAAAGGCUCUCGAGUCGAUCGGGGCCAAUCUGCAGAAGCAAUAUGAGAGAUGGCAGCCGCGUGCUAGGUACAAGCAAAGUCUGGACCCCACAGUUGAUGAGGUGAAGAAGCUGUGCACCUCUCUGAGACGCAAUGCCAAGGAGGAGAGGGUUUUGUUCCACUAUAAUGGCCACGGGGUGCCUAGACCCACAGUUAACGGCGAAGUAUGGGUCUUCAAUCGGAUGUACACACAAUACAUACCUCUGUCAGUGUAUGACCUACAAACGUGGAUGGGGGCGCCAUCAAUUUAUGUCUACGAUUGUUCAAAUGCUGGAGUCAUAGUCGACUUAUUCAGGUCUUUUGCCGAACAACAUGAGAAGGAAUACGAGCAGCAGCAACAGACGCUGACAGCCGCUGGAGGGGCUGGCAAAGGAGGGGCCCCUACCCCUUCAUUACCCCCACCACCGUCAUUCAAGCAAUGCAUCCAAUUGGCUGCCUGUUCGGCUGAUCAGGUGUUGCCGAUGAAUCCAGACUUGCCGGCCGAUAUAUUCACGUCUUGUCUCACCACGCCCAUCAAAAUUGCGCUCAGAUGGUUUGUGAUGCAGAACACGGCCAAACUCGUACCAAAAGUCACACUGGAUUUGAUUGACAAUAUCUAUUCAGCUUUCAAUGCGACCGGUCGUUUCGGCAGCUCCGUAAUCAGUGACCUUUGCCGCUGCGCGAUAAUUCCUAAGACGAACUUUUAUUUACUUGAAAAUCUCAUCAUGUCUCAGUGCUUCAAGUGUGAAAUUGAUUUUACAGAAAAAGAAAUCUCAGCCGAGUGUAGCGAGUGUACUAAUGUUUUUCAUCCAAAGUGUACUAGACUUGAGUCAAUUGAAAAGUUUAAAAAAAUGAACACUCAAGCAAGAGCCGUGUGGAAAUGUGAUAGUUGUAAGCAGGACAAAAACAAUCCAGGUCAGUCAUCGGACAUUAACUUGAAACAAUUUUCCUCUGAUAUAGUAGAAAAUUUACGAAAAGAAAUAACCGAUUUGAAAACAUUCUUCACCUCGAAAUUGGACGACCUACAAACAAAACUAGAAUCUAUCAACACCAAAACAGACACUAUAAAAACACAAAUAGACACUCUCACACAAGAACACAAUAGCUUGAAACUCAACUUUAACAACCUCGAGAAAGAAAACUUGGAAAAUAAAAAACAUGUUCAGAGACUAGAGAAAGAAAUACAUGACUUGCAGCAAUAUACCAGGAAAGACAAUGUUGAAAUUGUAGGUAUCCCCGAAACCCAGGGUGAGAAUUUACUGGCCGUCAUGGAUGCCGUCGCAAAAUCGUUGAAUGUGGAGUUUAAAAAGGACGACCUAUCCAUUAUCCAUCGGAUGCCAACCGCAAAAGGAUCCACUUCCAUAGUGGCUAAAUUCUGCUCCAGACAGAAGAAGAUGCAAUGGAUCACCGCUGCGCGUCAUAAGAAAGGCAUCAAAACAACCGAUGUGUGCGACAAGCUGCCUCCUUCAAAUGUCUAUGUAAAUGAACACCUCUCUCCCUACUACAAAGGACUACUAGGCAAAGCGAAAAAUCUUAAAAAAGAUAAAAAACUAGCCUAUGUCUGGGUUCGUGACUGUAAAGUUUUCGUGAAAAAAACUGAAAGUUCUCGCACAAAAAGAAUCAUGAGCGAUGAGGACUUAAUAGUAUUUCAUGAAUCCGGGAUCUCUUAUUACCUCAUGUUCCUUAAUCAUUGUUUCAAUUUCUUUCCAGACCUGUUCCAAAAACUGUUCCGCCAAGAUCUGUUGGUUGCCAGUUUGUUCCGCAACUUUCUGCUGGCUGAACGCAUCAUGCGCAGCUACGACUGCGCACCCGUUUCCUGGCCCCCACUUCCGCCCACUCACCAGCACCCCAUGUGGCAGGCGUGGGAUUUGGCCCUGGAUUUGGCGCUGGCCCAGUUGCCCCAGCUGCUAGGGGGGGCCGAAGAGGGCGCGCCCCCAGUGGUGUUCAGGCAUUCGCCCUUCUUCGAGCAGCAGUUGACCGCCUUCCAAGUGUGGUUGGAGCUGGGAUCACAACACAGGAGUCCGCCCGAACAGCUGCCUAUAGUGUUGCAGGUCCUGCUGUCACAGGUUCACAGACUGCGCGCCCUGGAGCUUCUGGGCCGUUUUCUGGACCUGGGCGGCUGGGCAGUUAACCUGGCCCUGUCCGUUGGCAUCUUCCCCUACGUCCUGAAGCUGCUUCAGUCUUCAGCCCGGGAACUACGACCUCUGCUGGUCUUCAUCUGGGCCAAGAUACUGGCCGUCGAUACGACAUGCCAAGCGGAUCUCGUGCGUGAUAAUGGUCACAAGUAUUUCCUCUCUGUUCUCCAAGACCCAGCUAUGCCGAGCGAACACCGCACCUUAGCCGCGUUUGUGAUGGCCUGCGUAGUAAGCGACUACCGUCAAGGCCAGGAAGCAGCCCUGCAAGGCAGUCUGGUGAGUAUCUGCCUCGAACAGCUGGGCGACUCCUGUUGUGGCCUGCGCCAAUGGCUGGCCGUGUGCCUGGGGCGACUGUGGGCGCAGUACGACAAAGCCAGGUGGUGCGGAGUCCGCGAUACCGCCCACGAGAAGUUGUAUGUGCUGUUGAAGGAUCCUGUGCCCGAGGUGCGAGCAGCCGCAGUGUAUGCACUGGGCACAUUCAUUAGUGCCGAGACGAAGGAGCGCACCGAACAUGCCAACAACAUAGACCAGAGCGUCGCCAUCAUGCUCAUCAACACAGUCUCCAACGAUAUGUCGCCUCUCGUCAGAAAGGAGCUGGUGGUCGCAUUGCAAUGGAUGGUGCUGUCUUUUGAGAACUCGUUUCUAUCGGUUGCACUACAGGAGUUGAGAGAAGGCGCCCAGUCGCUCAUGAUUUUACUAAUGAGAUACUCUAUAUGUGGCACGAAAGUGAGCUUGCUGUCCAGCAGCAUUCCAAGUAUCUUCACUAAAUUCGAACUUUCUAUAUUCUAUUGUGUUAUUGAUGGUAUCUAUUUCAUGUCUUUACAGGAGCUGGUGGUCGCAUUGCAAUGGAUGGUGCUGUCUUUUGAGAACUCGUUUCUAUCGGUUGCACUACAGGAGUUGAGAGAAGGCGCCCAAGUCGCUCAUGACGUGACAGCGUCGCCACUGAGUGGUCGCGGCGACCCUCUUCUGCGUCGUAACCAGUCGCGCGACCGGUUGCGCGUCACUCUGAUUGGUGGCGACUCUGUAGAUGGCAACGAGCGACUCAAACGCGUCCAAUCGUCUUCCUCUAUCAGCAGUCUUUCAUUGAUCAGUCCGGGACCGUUUGGCGGCGGUAGUGGUUCGCCCGGUUCACCGUCGUCGGGCUACGGGUCGGUGGGGAGUAGCAGCGGGGGUGCAGGGGGUGCAGUGGCCGCCAAGGUGUGGACCGCCCUGGUGGCACUCGACGCCGAUCCAGCGCCCAGUGUGGCGCAGCUUGCCAGGACUGUCGUCGACUAUAUCAGGGAUCAGGUCUGUGCUUGGCCCGGGCAAGGUCGCGAUUUGCUAUGGAUGGCUCAACUUAAUGUGAAAGAAACAGUCACCAAAGAUGCAGAUGAGAUGAAAUCAGCGUCUCUCUCUCUUCCUCCUUCUCCCUCUAACAGGGCUGGAUUUCUAUCUGGGGAUUCUCUGCCGUCACCCAUGACCAGUUCGGCCACAGAUCUUCGCCUGGCUGCGACUCGGUCAUCGCAUAACCUGCUCACGCCUAGAGCUCGCAAGAAUAUGCCAGAUACUAUUUCGGAAGACCGCGCCGAAGAGGGUAGAGGGAGGGCUGAGUGUGCUGGUGGUGGGGAUAGAGGCCUGGUGUCGACUCAGUUUGUGGAGUGGAGCUGCAAGAACUUCGCCAAACCCUCCAUGUCGGCCGGCGGCAGAGGGGCCGAUUACACGGACGUUGAGAGUCCUGAGUACUAUGAACGCGAGUGGAGGUACCUUCGCAUCAGCCUGCGCAAAGAGGCGAAAGAGGAACAGCGCAGAAGUGGCGGACGACCCGACACUCAGCUGAUCUCAGUGAGGACGGCUCAACCCCCCACCACCCUUCUCUUCCACCCCUACGAGCCACAUUUGCUGUAUGCCAGCAAGGAUGCCAUCAGUGCUUGGGACUACCAAACCAAUAGCCGCAUAUGCAGUUGGCGCGUGGGAAGCGGCGGCUCGGCGGUCAGCGGUCGACCGCGUGUGACCGCGCUGGACUUUGUGAACGCCCACGACACCCAGCUGGUGGCGGCAGGCUGCGACGACGGCGCCGUCCGGCUGUGGAUGGGUGUCCAUGCUGGUGCAGGCUCCACCCUCCAUCUGGUCACUGCCUGGAUGGCGCUGCCCCAAGGAGACAGUUCCACUACUGCAAAUGCUAAGCAUCAGCUCAUGAUUGGCAGUCAAGGUAGCGGCAGCGGUGUAGGCCUGGUGAUGUCGUGGGACCAGCACAACCAGCAACUGGUGGCGGGCGGCGAUUGUCGACUGAUUCGCAUCUGGGACGCGAGCAAAGAACUGAAGGCUGCCGAUCUGCCAACGGGCGCCGACUCCUGUGUCACUUGUCUCUCCAUUGACAACAAUUCUAAUGACAACCGCCAGUUACUAGCAGCAGGUUACGGUGACGGUUCAGUGCGGCUGUUUGACAGACGGCUGCCCCCCAACGAGGCGUGUGUCAAGACCUACAGGGAGCACACAUCCUGGGUGGUCAACGUCGACCUCAGAACUGAGAAUGGCACUCCUAAGUUGCUCAGUGGAUGUGUGGCAGGUGACGUGAGAUCGUUUGACACACGGCGCAAUUCGUCAGAUUUGGCUCACAAGACGGUGCAUGGUAUGACUGCUAUGGCCACACACCGAUCGGCUGAUAUUUUUGCAUGCGUAUCGGCCAACCAACUGAUCAACGUGGUGGACCGUAACGCGACAUCAACAGCCGACCGGGUCACCCUCAUCAAAUACCACGAGUGGUUCAUGACGGCGCGAUUCGGCCCCGUCAGCUGUUUGGCCUUCCAUCCGCUGCGAGCGCUGCUAGCCGCCGGCUCUGUCGACAGUACGCUGGUCGUUUAUGCGCCGGCCGCCGAUCCGCGUCUGCGGUGACAGCCGAAUCGCGCCCUUCUACUGCACUAGCUGCGGUUUUUGGUGUAGGCGAUGUGUCUGCGGAGAGUCUGCGAAGGGUCUGUGGAGAGUCUACGAAGCGUCUGUGGAGAGUCCGCGAAGGGUCUGUGGAGAGUCUGCGAGGGGUCUGUGGAGAGUCUGAGAAGGGUCUGUGGAGAGUCUGCGAGGGGUCUGUGGAGAGUCUGUGAAGAAUCUGUAAAGGGUAGGCUAUAUGUAUGUUGCAAGUAUUGAAGAGUCUGCAAAGAGUCUGUGUAAUGUCUGCGAAGGUUAUGAAGAAUAUAGAUGAUUUUGCAGUUUAUGGUUUUUGAAUAUCUGAGAAGAGUUUGUGACAGGUCUGCUGUAAUCUAUUCAAUGUGAACAGUCUGUCAGUGAUACAUGUAAGCGAUAUAAACCAGUAAAGACGGAUCCCCAUAUCAUUUAUCAGUGUCAGUGAACGUGUCAGCUACAGUGAAAAUAUAAUUCCCAUAAGUUAUAAUGGGACUAUUCACACUCAGCCCGACCGAGCGUGUAUGAAUAGUGCCAUUAUAACACAUGAUAAUUAUAUUCUCACUGUACCUGACACGUUUAUUGAUACUGAUAUGUGGCAAUCUAGCUGAAAUAGAGAGAGUCUACAAUAAAUAGUCCCCUGCACACAGGGACAAUACUGGUUUCCACUAGUUUAUAGUGACGGCUACUAAAAUAUUGUCCCUGUAAGAAGAGGUUUGGAAAAUGCAGUGAAUGAUUUUUAUCACACAAGAAGCUCAAUGAUUUUUUGAUUUCAUGAGGAAUGAUUUUCACAUGAGAGCCCAAGUCACAUAAAUCCUAUUGAUUUGUGAUUUUUGGCAGCCAAGACUGGUGGUCAUUAUUGUUCCUGUGUGCUUGGGGGGCCUAUGGGUAUAUACCUCGCAAGUGUCUGUGUAUUGUCCACAGAGAGUCUGUGAAAAGUAUGUGAAGUAUUCGCGGACGGUCUGAGGAUGCUCAACUUUUAAAGCACUGCAUAAGCUCCAAAUCAACAAUCAAGUGUACUGAAGUAUAGUCUGCAAAUAGUAUGUGGAUAGUCUUUGAAACAUCGUCUGAAUUUGAACUGUUGAAAUAUUUUCAAAGUCUUCUGUCGAUAGUAUGUACGUGUAGAGCUUAUUUUAUAGUAUGAAUAUGAUGCAAGUGGAUGAUUUAUGGAAAGGAAGUGAAAUAAAUAAUGAAUAAAGUGAAAAAGAGCAAAUGGUUUUCUAGUAAAGUAUAAUAGUUUUUGAAGAGUCACUAAAAUUUCUAAGAUAAUAAUACUGUAUAUUGUAUAAUAAUAUUUCACCAGAAUUCUAAAUUUUCUCUUAAGAUAAUUUGAAUAAAAGGAUAUAUUUUCAACGAUCUCCCCCCCCCCACCAAAC